Molecule: messenger RNA, 6250 nt
Organism: Scylla paramamosain (green mud crab)
Lineage: Eukaryota; Metazoa; Arthropoda; Malacostraca; Decapoda; Portunidae
Product: UV excision repair protein RAD23 homolog B-like
Exons: 9
Coding region: 1317-2333 (338 amino acids)
Source: RefSeq, a predicted model, not a curated record
GUCUCGAGGCGGGAACUGGAGGGGCGGCGUGAUGAGGCCCUUGAGACCAGUUCCUGGGAGAAAAAUUCACUUCAGAGGGAGGAAAUGUUAUAUUGCGGAGGUGGAAGUGAGUCUGCCCGGUCCGUUGUCCCAGUAAAGGUAGUUGUGUCCCAGUACUGGUGGUUUAGUGCCCCGGUACAGUGGUUCAUUGUUCUGGUACAGUAGUUCGUUGUCUGGUUAUAGUGAUUCAUUGUCCCGUUAGUGGUUAAUUAUCUCGGUUCAUGUGGUCUAGUAUCUCGGUAAAGAGGUUCAUUGUCUCGGUUCAUGUGUACCUGUACAGUGGUUCAUUGUACCGGUACAUGUAGUUUAUUGUCCCACUACAGGUAGUUUAGUGUUCCGGUACGGUGGUUCAUUUUCCCGGUACAGGUGAUUCAUUGUUUCCUGACAGGCGGUUCACUGUCAUGGUACAGUGGUUUAAAAGUAUUGUCCCGGUACAGUGGCUUAUUGUCCUUGUAGAGGUGACUGAUUGUCCCGUUACGCGUAAAUAAAUGUCCCGGUAUAAUGAUUCGGUGUCCCGCUACAGGUGGUUGAGUGUCCCAGUACAUGUGGUCCAUGGUCCUGGUAGGGAGAUACAGUUUCAGGGUACACAGCUGUCAGUGUCACGAUACAGGUGGUUCAGUGUCCCGGUGUGGAGAUUGGAUUUCCUGGUGGUGUGGUUCAGCUUCCCAUCACAGAUGGGUCGCGGCCCCGGCACAGGUGGUUUGUCACAGUAAGGGGUUCAGUGUCCCGGUGCAAGGUUGCAGCGCCCCAGUAGUGGGUGGACGAGUUCCAGGAGAGGUGCCCCCGUGACGAGCGCAAAUACGUAGGUGCCAGGUGUCGCCGGCAGUGCCACAGGGGUGGGGGGCCGGGAUGGGAUGUGCGGGGCCAUCACUCCAUUCCCUUUAAACCCCGGCAGCGUGCAGAGUCCGUGCGUGGCGGCGUCCUGCCCAAAAAUCAAUGGUUAGUUUGUGGUGUUCUGGGCGUGUUUCCCGAGGUCGUGUGGACUGUAGGGGCGGCGGCGAGGUGCUGUGUAUGGCGUGUGCUGUGCGGUGUGUGGUGGCGCUGCAGCCCCAGCCCUGCGCAGGAGUGGUGGCCUCUGGGGUCCUGCCGGAGUGUUGCAGCCUCAACAGCCGCCCAACCUUCCUCUGGCACCUUCAGCUGAGCCUGGUGCCCCCCCUCCCUCCCACCUGCUGCCGCUCGUCGCCUACACCGGCUGCCCCGCCGUCCUUACCUUCCAGCCUUGAGACGAAAUAGUUGGUGUUGGGCGUCGCCCCUGCCCCGGGAACCUCACAGCCAUCAUGGUGAGAAUGAUAGGAGCCAUGCCCGCCGUGGCCGUGCGCCAGCAACGGAAGCACGUGAAGCACGAGGACCACUCCAAGCACCGGCCCACCACGCUCACCAUUGAUGCCACCACCCCGUACACAGCCAAGGCCAGGCCGCCGGGCACCAACAAGGUGAAACCCCCCGGGGCGAGGAGGGGCCUCCCCACACCCUUGAGGAGUCCCCGCGGCUCCCCGAAAACUUCUCCGGCGGCCAGCCCCGCUGCCUCCCCCAAGCCGUCUCCGGUGACGUCCCCGAGGGCACAACCCAAGCAGGUGGCCUCGUCAGGGUGCGCGUACAGGUGUGUGCACGGCUACCUGUGCGGGCGUGUGUCAUUGCUGCACGUGUCGGUGGUGUGUGUGCUACUGGGCAUCACCCUGCUGGUAGUGGGCCUCGUACAGCUGGCGCCGGGUGCAGCAGUGGUGGUGGGGUCUGACCGCAGUGGGUUCCCGGCAGGCUCGGCGGUCAACAAGUACGCCAUUAUUGGAGCGGGGACGGGCUUCCUCGGGCUGGGCUUCCUGCUGCUCAUCAUCCUCUGUGCCUGUCAGAAGAAUACCCAUCGCCGUCGCCGUCCACCUCCGCACCUCGUUCAGCCGAGGGGAAGGGGCCGAAAGAAGGGCAAAAGAAGGACAGAUAACGUGUACGCCAUGGACUGCGUGAGGUCACUCAGCUUAGCGGCGCAGGCCCAGCAGGCUCAGAAGAACAGAAGCGGGAGUGGCAGGAGUGGGAAGGGUCAGCAAUCUAAGGGACACACCAGGCAAAUGCAGGUACAGACAGUAGAGCACGGGAUGGUGGCAGGAGGGGGAGAAGGUGGUGGAGGUAGUGGUGGAGGCGGUGGAGGAGGGGGAGGAGGAGGAGGUGGAGGCCAUCAGCAACAAGACCAAGAUACCCAACAAGUUGGGGGCAUCAUCGACAAGGAGUUGGCCUUGGAGGGAUUCAUCAAGAGUCCGUCUGAGAGCGACGCGCUGCUGCAAUCCUGCUCCUCGCAUCAAUAGUAAGUCAAGAAUAGCGUGAGGGGGCUUCGCUCGACUUCCGAGGCUCCUCUUGGCCGGGCCCAUAGACGCCUGGCUCCUGCGCCGCGCCGUCACUGUUGAGGUUUGGGCAAACACGAAGACGGCAUCACCGAGGAGCCGCGCCGAGGAGCUGAGGGACGAACAGCUUGCCUGGAGAUUGACUCAAUUUCAUCAUUGCCAGACGUUACCUGAUCCAUAGAUUAUUAUAGAAUAUGGUGAACAGGAGGCAGUAGUUGAUGUGAUUCAAGAACGAGAGCAUUAUGGAUUAUUUUGAAUUAAGUCAAUCAAACUUAAUUGAUUCUAUGAAGUAACUCACUAAUAAGCUGACUAAAAAUUGGUACAAAUCAUCCUUUGUUUGGUGAAGAAAUUUUGUCAGUUGAUCAGCGGAGAACAAAAAAUAUAUCUUGAGAAUCAGCUCCCAGCUUUUUACGAUAUUUUUUUUCUUGGUGCGCCGUUGGUUGGCAGGUAGUAGCGAAAAUUCCACGUAUUCUUACUUAUACUGCAUGAUUCUGAAUUACCUAAACGUUUGUGCUGUAACCUAAUAUACCAGAAACAGCCACAUAUAUAUACUAUAUACUAUACUAUACAAGUACAUUCUAUACUGAUGCAUGGCAAGCUCGUGUGUGUGUUAAGGCUGUGGGUUGCUGGUCAUGGUGAAGAACCGAGCGUGCUGCAGUGAAGCGCGAUGCUUGUGUUGCUGGAGCAGUAUUGCUGACACAUGGAGCUGUGCAAGUGGAAACAAUCAGCCGAGAAAAGGCAGUCACGAGUGAAAACUGAAAUAUUUCCGCCAUACUGUACUGGACGCGAUUGGCUUAAGACGGUGAAUCUCCAAAAUGUUCAGUAAUAGCUGUUAAAAGUCUAGAGGCUCAGUGUGUUUUUUUUUUUUCAGGAUAUCUGUUUAGGCAAUUCAGCAUACAAAUAUUUUAAUUGAUAUUUGCUGCGGCGCGCCGAGUUGCGUCUAGCUGGUGUAAAGCGGCGACGGCGGUGAUGGCUUUUUUGAUGGACUCGAAGAUUCUAUGCAGGUAGUAGCGUGGCGCAGCCCACCGCGGGCUGUCGCGUUGGUGUGGUGGGUGAGCGGGUUGCUGCUUGCAUCCCUACCCCUCCUCUCAUGAAUGUGUUGGCCGAGACUCCACACCACGUGUGCCACGGAACAGACGAUGAUUAAUACAGCCUUCCUGCGAAGUAGUGCUGUAUUAUGUAAGCUAAGUAGGACUCAAGCCCCGCCCGCCGUGCACCAGCCCGGCACGCCGCCCUUCCAGAGGGUGAGCGAGGCUGGUGAUGAGGGUGACUCCAAGUAUUGCAUUUAUACGCAGUUUUUACUGUUCCGGUCUGCCGUGCAGACUUUUAUUACAUAUUAAUUUCAAAUAAUAUUUUUAUAUGCAGUUUGCAUAAGCACAAAUAAAGCAAUUAAUAUGCUUGUCAUUAAUGCGUGAAAAAUCUUGCCUGCACAUGAUCAACAGCAGACGGAAGUGACCCUGGCGAGGCUCAGUCGCCGUAAGAUGUCAUGAGACUGCUUCAGGUUAGUGGUGGAGCUUGAACAACUGUUGCAAAGGCAUUGAGCUGUUCUGAACUCACGGAGUUCCAGCCCGGGCUCAACGCUCAGUAGCUGGUAUCCCCUCCUCUGGGCUCGCGCAGCCAGCACGGUGUUGCGGCACCUUCAUCUCCACUCUUGCGAAGCUCAAUCAGUCACGAGAACAGAGAUGCGCCAGAUUUAUGUUUUCAAUGACGUUCGUUUGGGUGCCGAGGUCCCGCUCCAUCGUCCCGCGCCACGCCGCCACCCUGGACAAGCUAAUGGUCACAUUGGUCUGUACUUCCGAUUUGCCGUUUUGAAUCUGGUUAAAUCGUGAAUAGAUUUUUAGAUAAAAAGCACCGUUCGAUUAUUCUCUAGUUUCAUAAAAACAAAAAAAAUCAAUAUCAGCACGAUUGAAUUUCGGAUAAUUUAUCAGCUUUAUUCGUAAAUAGCACGGAAUAAAGUAAAUUUCUGCAACGUACGAGUAUGUUAGCGCUUCAUAAGCAGAAAGGUGAGCAGUGUUGUCAAGUGUGUGUCCAGUCGAUAGACACGCUUCUCGUACGGGCAACCCUGCACUUCACACACCAAUACGCUGCCUUCCGCCUGCCCGACACGUGUGUGUGUGUGUGUGUGUGUGUGUGAGAGAGAGAGAGAGAGAGAGAGAGAGAGAGAGAGAGAGAGAGAGAGAGAGAGAGAGAGAGAGAGAGCUCACCAGGACGCUGCUCAAGCACUUAAGGAGACCGGCAAAAAUUAAACUUGAAAUCAUUAGUUGGCUGUGUUCAGUGAGGCUCACUGAAAUCAACAGUCAGCCGCGACCCUGCCUUGCUAAUCCAAUCAAAGAGACGCCUGGCCACGGGUGUUUGUAUGUGUGUGUGUGUGUGUGUGUGUGUGUGUGUGUGAGAGAGAGAGAGAGAGAGAGAGAGAGAGAGAGAGAGAGAGAGAGAGAGAGAGAGAGAGAGAGAGAGAGAGAGAGAGAGAGAGAGAGAGAGAGAGAGAGAGAGAGAGAGAGAAAUUUUCCUGGUGUUGCAUGUAAGGAUAAUCCUACAAUGUGUGUGUGUGUGUGUGUGUGUGUGUGUGUGUGUGUGUGUGUGUGUGUGUGUGUGUGUGUUUUAAUUUGCUUACCGGCGUCCUGGUACACAAUAUGCUUUUUAUAUAAACCUAGUAAUCAUUAGUUUAAGGACUAUUUCUAUUGAGAGUAACGCAGGUGUUUGUAUAACCACUGUUGCUGCUGAUUAAAUCUUUUUUGACUUUUAUUAAGAUGAAACUUUCCUAAAAAAAAAACAAUAAUCUUUUGUAUUCUCCAUUUCCUCUAUUUUUGUAUGGCGCCCUCCUGUGAGUACUUAGCGAGUGCUGCUCCUUCUCCGCCUUCUUAGCUAAACCUUAAUAUCUCUGUAACUCCAAAUUUGCUGUCUCUUCCCAGUAAUGGCACCAGUGCAGCGUAAUCCACUGGCUUCAUUUUAAACGCCCUACACAUUCUCCUUUGAAUAGGCGUGUGAUUAUUGUUCUCAUCCAUGCUUAGGACUGACGUCGCCCUGUAAACGUUUCCUCAUAAUAUAUUAUGCGACGAAACAAAAAAAAUGUAUUUCAUUCCUGACAGCGACAACUCAUCACUAUUUUCUUUUCUUUUUAGUUAAAUUAAUAUUGUGGUUUGUUUUGGUUACUGCAUUACCGAAGAUACAAACAAGAGAGACUUGCCUGGAGAGGUCGUUUACGUGUUGUACCUUGCACGUAGUUAUCAAGAAGAGACGGGCAGAGAGAAAGAAAGGGAGGAGGGGGCGCACAAGGCAGGGAGUUGCUGGCUGACUCCCAAGUGCCCCACCCCUCUUGUCCCUUCUUUCCCUCCGCCGCACUCCCACAGUAACCAAGCCGCCGCCUUCGGGGUGUCGCGGUCUUAAGGGAGCCUUCAUACUGAUGGCCCUGAUGGUUUCUGUGGCGAGGGCGGUGACGUGUUCAAUGCGGAUUUCGUAAGCAAACUAAUCUUGUAAUUCCGACUGUAAAACUGUAUGUUAGAUUUAUAUUUAUUUGUAUGUGAUUAUUAUUUGUCGCUGUUCCGGCAAGUAUUUGAGGAGAUAGAGAUAUUUUGUGAGGUUACGGUGAUCUUCCCUGGAGGUCAUGAAGAAAGCUAUCUGUUAAAAAGAACCUGAAGAAGUCUGAACGUAUGACAUUCAUUACGAGUCUCCACGCAGGUAAUAGUUUCCUGUGUGGAGAUUUUAUACUGCCAUUCUACUACCUUUACUAGGCGAUUUCAACAUUGAUUUAGUACACUUGUAGCACUCUUGUUGACGGGAGAGAAUAAUGUGUGCUUUACGACUGUACAAAUUCCGUGGAAGCACAAAUGUGUCCUCCAGUGUUCCUCAGAGAAUAAAUUCCUGGCCUCUCUGGCCCCACA